UCAAUUCCGCCUGCAGAGCGCCUGUCCAUCUGCCUGAGGUUCCUUGCCACCGGGGACUCCUUCAGGACCAUUGCGUUUAGUUUUCGAGUUGGUGUGUCUACCGUGAGCGAGAUCAUCCCCCAGGUAGCGACAGCCAUCUGGGACUGUCUAGUGGAUGAUUUCAUGGCUGUGCCUUCACUGGGAGACUGGCGGUCCAUUGCAGAGGAAUUCCAGGAGCGCUGGCACUUCCCUCUCUGCUGUGGAGCUCUGGAUGGGAAGCACGUCCAGACGAAGGCACCCCCCAACUCAGGAUCCAUGUUCCACAACUACAAGGGAACAUUCUCCAUUGUUCUCCUUGCGGUUGUGGAUGCAAGGUAUCGCUUCCGAGUUAUUGAUGUUGGGGGGGUACGGGAGGACCAGCGAUGGGGGUAUUCUGGCCAACUCCACCUUUGGUCAGGCUCUUCGGGCUGGGACUCUCCAUCUGCCUCCUGACCAGCCUCUACCUGGUGGAGAACACCGUGGAGCCCAGCCCCAUGUGUUUGUGGCUGAUGAAGCGUUCCCGCUGCGGCGUGAGCUCAUGAGGCCUUUCCCUGGACGCCUCCUCCCCUUAGAGAAGAGGAUCUUCAACUAUUGCCUUUCCAGGGCCAGGAUGAUAGUGGAGGGUGCCUUUGGUGUCCUCUCCUCACAGUGGAGGAUGUAUCGGCGCUCCAUGGAGCUCCGUCCUGAAAUUGCGGAGAAGUGUGUGAAGGCAACGUGUGUUCUCCACAAUUUUCUGCGCGGUUUGGACGAGAGAGGGGCACCUGCUGUGAGGAGUGUGGCACCUGCUGUGGUGGAGCCGUUGCAAAGCCUGGGCCGUGUAGCAGCAAACAACUCCUCCAGAGAGGCUGUCCUGGUGAGGGAGAAGUUCAUGGCCCACUUCUCGGCGGAGGGAGCUGUGACUUGGCAGCCAAA
Oreochromis niloticus (Nile tilapia) is the source of this 930-nucleotide messenger RNA. Its product is annotated as protein ANTAGONIST OF LIKE HETEROCHROMATIN PROTEIN 1-like. The annotation marks the transcript as partial. The record is from RefSeq and is a predicted model, not a curated record. NCBI's taxonomy places the organism in Eukaryota, Metazoa, Chordata, Actinopteri, Cichliformes, Cichlidae. The transcript has 2 exons.